Clonostachys solani is the source of this 309-nucleotide messenger RNA. Lineage: Eukaryota; Fungi; Ascomycota; Sordariomycetes; Hypocreales; Bionectriaceae. The record is from the annotation of a GenBank genome assembly.
AUGCAUUUCAUCAAGACCGUCGUCUCUAUCUUUGCCCUUUCCAGCUUUGCUGCUGCGCAUUUUGCUGAGGAGGCCGAUGCUGGCUUGUCCCGCCGUGCUCUGGCUGAAAGUGCCCACGAUGAAUAUCUCGCCGCCCGUGAGGAGUACAUUGAGAAGCGCGAGCUCUUCCGCCGUCUCGGCGGCAAUGGUACAUGCGGCAAGGCGAGUGAUGGCCGCAAGCACUGCUACAAGAAUGGCGUGCCUUGCGGCCCUUGCGCCUCGAACGCUUCCAAUGGCCAGUACUGCCUCUGCAACCUACGGGUCAAAUAA